AUGCGCUACGUCAGGGAGGCGCACAUCUCGGACGUGGUGCGUGAUAGGCUCCGCGCCUGCAGAGGUCCGACUGCCGUCGCCCGGGAAAGUGACCAGGCAGGCGCCACAGCCAGCGGCCCUCUGUCCCAGGCGCCCCGCGCCUCGGAGGCAGACUUGCUCGCGCUGGAGGACAAGCUCGAGGCCAAGUUUGGCCAGGACGUCGAGGCGAAGGCCGGGGCCGUCGAGGCCCGCUUCACGCAGCUGAAGUCGGAGUUCCGCAACGCCAGGCACGCGGAGGAGAACAUGCACCAGCUAGCUGGUGCUGCACGAGGCGCGGGGGUGGGCCCACGCCGUCGACUUCGACAUGAGGGCUCCCCCGCCCCCGCGGCUCUGGGCCACGCGAUGCGGCUGGGCGUUCGCUCUCUCGCCCGACGCCCGGCUGGUCACGGUCACCCCGACCGGGGAGGCUUCGAAGAAUUGUGCACGCUGCUUCCCACGCCGGGCCGCGCCGGGAGGCGCCGCUUUGGAGGCUUGAAAAUCCCCCAGGCCCAACCUUGGCGAGUAUGUGGGGAGGUUCGCUCCCUGCCACGUCCGUGCCGCCCUGCGCCUCGCGGAGGCGGCCCGCGGGGGGCCUCGUUCGCCCGUCGGGAGGUGGUCGUCCGCUAA
Prorocentrum cordatum is the source of this 645-nucleotide messenger RNA. The record is from the annotation of a GenBank genome assembly. Lineage: Eukaryota; Dinophyceae; Prorocentrales; Prorocentraceae.